Gracilinanus agilis (Agile Gracile Mouse Opossum) is the source of this 960-nucleotide messenger RNA. It is a transcript of the gene PLPPR5, whose product is annotated as phospholipid phosphatase related 5. The coding region runs from base 1 to 960 and encodes 319 amino acids. Gene Ontology annotation, biological process: signal transduction; phospholipid metabolic process; phospholipid dephosphorylation. The record is from RefSeq and is a predicted model, not a curated record. Lineage: Eukaryota; Metazoa; Chordata; Mammalia; Didelphimorphia; Didelphidae. The transcript has 5 exons. Gene Ontology annotation, molecular function: phosphatidate phosphatase activity.
AUGCCCCGGCUGCCCUCGGCUCUCACCAGCAGCAUGCUUUAUUUCCAGAUGGUGAUCAUGGCAGGGACGGUGAUGCUGGCUUAUUACUUCGAGUACACGGACACAUUCACCGUCAAUGUACAGGGCUUCUUCUGCAACGACAACGCCUACCGCAAGCCCUACCCGGGCCCGGAAGACAGCAGUGCUGUGCCGCCGGUGCUCCUCUACUCGCUGGCCGCAGGGGUCCCCGUCCUAGUGAUAAUAGUUGGAGAAACUGCUGUGUUUUGUCUACAACUAGCCACAAGGGAUUUUGAAAACCAAGAAAAAACAAUUUUAACUGGAGAUUGUUGCUAUAUAAAUCCACUGGUACGCAGAACUGUCCGAUUUCUUGGGAUUUAUACAUUUGGGCUGUUUGCUACAGAUAUCUUUGUGAAUGCUGGACAGGUAGUGACAGGGAAUCUGGCUCCACACUUCCUUGCACUCUGCAAGCCCAACUACACGGCUCUUGGGUGUCAGCAAUUCACACAGUUCAUCAGUGGUGAAGAGGCCUGUACUGGUAACCCAGAUCUCAUCAUGAGAGCUAGAAAAACCUUCCCUUCCAAAGAGGCAGCGCUGAGCGUGUAUGCAGCGAUGUAUCUGGCAAUGUACAUUACCAACACAAUAAAAGCCAAAGGAACAAGACUUGCUAAACCAGUUCUAUGCUUGGGCUUAAUGUGUUUGGCUUUUCUUACUGGACUCAACAGAGUAGCAGAAUAUCGAAAUCACUGGUCAGAUGUGAUAGCAGGGUUUCUUGUUGGAAUAUCUAUAGCAGUAUUUUUGGUCGUAUGUGUGGUAAACAAUUUCAAAGGAAGACAACCAGAAAAUGAACACAUACACAUGGACAAUCAGGCACAAAUGCCAAUGAUCAGCAUUCCUCGAGUAGAAAGUCCCCUAGAAAAGGUAAAAUCUAUCCAAGUGAUUCAUUCAUCACUUACAUUCUAA